UUUAGUUUACGCUUGUACACCGCCGGGCGUGUGUCGUCUCUCGCGUGCUAAAUUCCCGAAAAAUCGUCGAAUAAAAAUCAUCGCAAUUCGUUGAGUUGACUAAAAAUCCAACGAAUAUCAAAAACUGAAAAGUGCAAAGUGUACAACAGUGAGAAGGAUAACACUAUUCGGAGAAAAAAAAAUCCCGGUAAGAGUUAAUAAUCAUCCCCGGAAAAAAUAAAGAUUAAAAAAAUGUGGGGCAAGGUGGUCGCAGAUUACCUGCUCUCCCCACCCGUGCGCCCGUAAAAACGCAAUUCCCAAACAAUAGUAAUAAAAUUAACAGCAAAAAACCGACUGUACGUUGUAACGAGUGAGAAUAUUCGUGUAUCCAUUGGUGUGAGCGGCGAGGUGAGUGGGGAGGGGAGGAUUUGUGUGCUAAGGAAAGAGGAAAUACAGAGGGAGGACGGGGGAAAAAAGGCGCAUGUGCCCCGUUCCGUUCAGUUGUCUGUCUUCUCGAAAAAUAAAGCACGUAUGGUUGGGGGAGGGGUGGGGGACGCGAGGGCGUUUCGAGGGGGCACAGGAUACGACAAAACGUAGUAGACGCUGUGUAUUUCCAUCGUGAAAAACACGUGGAGUUUGUCCCGAGUAUUCAACGAAUGUUGAAAAUCACUCCAAUUUGUUGAUUAAAUUAUCGUGGGGAGUGGGAGGUGUACUCACCGAAUGUUGAAUAAAAAUAAAAUUCAAGAGUGAGAAUUGAAAUAGCGAUUUGUCCUCGAUCUUUGACACCUCUUAUCUAACCUCUGAAAUGAGUGAUACUGUGUAAAGUGCAACAAAAGGAAUUUUAUUUGUGAAACACUAGGAAAUUCAAUAGGCUAACGGUUAGGUUGUCCGAGGUCCCAGUGGAGAUUCACUUGGAGCCCAUAACCACCACCAUGAAAUCUAAAAAAUUUUUUAUAUUCAAUAAAAAGCUACGAUAAUCACCGAGCUAUUUUUUUCCUCUUUUGGAAUCUUAAUUAUAAUUUUCAACCCAUGAAAAAGAUGGGUAAAUUUCCGUAAAAAGAACGAAACUCGUUGGGUUAUCAGUGGCAAAUGUCUCAACAAUCGUAUUUACGAUUGAUGCGUUUAGUGGUGAGUGAAUUGUGAUGCCUAUUCCAUCGUAUGUAAAUGAAAAACAUUUGUCCAGUUCAGUGUGGAAGACCAAGCGUGAAUUCAUCGAUGCACGGACGUUUUAAAUUCACUCGAGUGUGGAAUAAAAACAAACUUAAAAAAAAAAAAAUUACACAUCUCCAUGGAAUAGUGUGUGGAGAGGGUGUAGGGGGAGAAAAAUGGUAAAGGAUAGAAACUGUGGAGAAAUAAUAAUUGAUGCGACGUGAAUGAUUGUGAUCGUUGCAAGCACAUUACGAUUGGAUUUAAGUGGUGGACAGAGAGGAGUGAGUUUAAAUACUGGGGAGUGAAAUAAAGAAAAUAAAUAACGACUCGGUGGUAGGGACUGGUUGUCCGCGUCACCGGCCCAAUAAUCUCACGACGUUACUGCCUGGCGUUGGGAAUAAAUCAGUGAAAAUAGUGUCCAUGAAGCGAGAAGAUGAGGACACGGAAGCUGACGGUGGCGAUGGGUCUUGGGAUAGUGAUUAUCAUCGUUUUUAUGAUUAUCGUUACACCUGGUGGGGGACAGGUGACAAGGGGUCUUGAGAAAAAAGGGGGCAAGGGGGUUGUGAAGAUAAGGAAUAAAACGGACAAGGGAAAGUAUGAGCCGGAGAACAUCGGGGGUAAGGACGACGACAAGGAUCUUGGAAUGAGAAAUAAUCCAACCACCAACUACACCAGCCCAAAGAACGGAAAUCUCUCGAACGUGACUGUUCACCUGAACACAACGGUGUCCCCAAAUACCACCACGAUCCAUCGUGAGUUUCAUCGUGAAAGAGACCGGCCUCUGAAGAAUAUCACCAUUGGUGAUGGAAUUUGUCACAGUAUCGAUAUUCGAAAUUACAUAGAACAUUUGGAGAUGCUGAGACCGUGUCGUGUAAUCGAAGGAUUUUUGCAAAUUGUUCUUAUGGAGAAUGUUGAGCCGAGAACGCCGAUUAAGCCGUUUGAGCUACUACGUGAAAUCACGGGAUACUUGUUGCUCUAUCGUGUGGGGAGUAUCAAGAACAUUGGACACCUUUUUCCCAAUUUGGCUAUUAUUCGAGGGGAUAAAUUACUAGCUGAUUAUUCACUCAUGGUGUAUGAAAUGCCCACUGUUCAGGAGCUUGGGUUAACAAAGCUAACGAAAAUAGCUAGAGGCGCUGUGAGAUUGGAAAAAAAUCCAGCUCUGUGUUUUGCGGACACUGUCGACUGGUCGCAAAUUGUCGUUGCGGGUACUAACUUCAUCAAGGAUAAUGCAAACAAAGUCUCAUGUCCAAGCUGCUCUGGAUGCCCCGGUGGCCAUUGCUGGUCGACCAGUGUCUGCCAGAGAACAGAAAAACCAAAGUGCCAUGCACAGUGCCUCGCUGACUGCACUGGCCCGACCGAAUAUGAUUGCUACGUUUGCAAAAAUUUUACCCUCAAUGGAAAAUGUGUGGAGGCGUGUCCCAAGCAUUUAUACUCACACGUAUCUCGAAGGUGCAUAACGAAGGAUGAAUGUCUGAAAAUUCACGAUCCCCAAUUAAACGGGGAGGACGAGGUGAAGAGACGUCCAUUCGAAGGCGCGUGCAUAACCGAUUGCCCUCAAGGCUAUGAAGAGGCGAUGGAGAACAACAACCCCACAUGUCGUCGCUGUGAAGGCUCCUGUCAGAAGAUACGCCAGGGAGCAAUAAUCCGCCACAUAUCGGAUGCUCAAAAGCUCAAAGGAUCAACAAUGAUCAAAGGCUCUCUAGAAUUCCAAAUGCGCAAUAGUCAUCCCUUAGUGAUGCAAGAGCUGGAAGACGCAUUUGGGGAUGUGGAGGAAAUAACUGGAUCACUAAAAGUGACUCAUUCUUUUCCUAUUACGUCUCUGAGCUUCUUCAAAAAACUACGAAUAAUCAGGGGUGAAGUAUUAGACAUCAAUAACUCAAGUCUAGUUAUUCUCGACAAUCCGAAUCUCGCGAGCUUAUUUCCGGCUACUCAGGACGUGCAAAUUUUAAACGGACGAUUGUUUUUCCAUUACAAUCCGAAACUCUGUUACUCCAACAUCACGAGCUUCGCUAAAAAGGUGGGUAUAACUGACCUUACUGAGAUGGAGGUUCAGCCAGAGUCAAAUGGUGACAAGGUAGCCUGUGACACAACAAACAUUCAUCUAGCUGUCACCGAGAAAGGUCCAACCACAGCGACCUUUGAAUGGACAGUGUACGUCCCCAGCAAAGACCAAGUCCUCCUGAGCUACCUCCUUAACUACAUAGAAGCCAACAAUGAAACAGUGAACGUGACCCACGAAAAUAACGCAUGUGGUCACAAUAAAUGGCACAUUGUCGACGUCGACAUACCAGACAAAAAUCCACCUCGUGGUCUCAUUACGCAGUACGUCUCCGACCUGAAGCCCUACACACGCUAUGCAGUGUACGUGAAGACCCUCUCAGCACGAAGUAGAAAUACACCAAACGGUUUAACCGGUCAGUCUCAAAUUCUCUUCUUCCGCACUGAUCCUGACGUGCCAUCGCCACCCACCGAAGUCACCUCCAUUCCGAAGAGCGAAAGCAGCAUAAACAUAAGCUGGGAACACCCAGAGCAGCCAAAUGGGCCCAUCGGCUACUACAUAAUAGCCGGUUACCUCCGAUUUCACGACUCAGAGCAACUCUCCACCCGCAACUACUGCACAUAUGGCCUUGAGCCUGGCCAAGGGCUGGAAACUAUACGUGAAGUCAGGAUGAAAGCCCCCAUUAUCAUCAACGAUGACUGUUGCCCGUCGGAAAUUCUUCCGAAGGACCAACGCUUUGGGAUUUACUGUUCAGCGAACACAACCAUCAGUUCAAUUCCCCAGGAACGAAGGAACUAUUGUCCAUUUCACAGUUACGAGGAUAACAAUCCUUACUUCAUCGGUUUACGAGAAAAUCCAUCAUCACUAUCGUGGAGGGACAUAAAGAUUAUCGAGGCUGGAAAGGACAUGUUGGACAACAGAAUAACAAGAAUCUACAACAAUACGUAUUACUCGUUUGUAUUCAAUGCUAGUGCAAACAGCACUUCAUAUUUAGUGACGAAACUGCGUCACUUCUCCUCGUAUACAAUAUCUGUGGCAGCAUGUGGACUGAGACACAGCAAUGGUACAAACCUGUGCUCCACUGUAGAGUAUACAAAUGCAACGACCUUGAAACGAGAGCAUGCUGACGAUGUGCGUAAUUUUAGAAUUCAUGUAUUGAACGCAACAAUUGUCACGAUCUCGUGGGAGCCUCCGAGAACUCCUAACGGUCUAACAGUCGCCUAUUACGUGGAUUAUGGGCCUCUCGAUGUGAAAGAUGCCACGAAAACCUCCACCUGUAUCCCAGCAUCCCUAUUUCGUGGAGAAAUGGUCAUAAAUAAUUUGAGCCCUGGCAGGUACAGUGCCAGGGUUAGAUCGAGAUCGUUGAAUGGAGAUGGGACGUGGUCGACUGAAGUUGAAUUUUUUGUCGGUGUGCUAGUGGAUCACACCUUGACUAUCGUCACGGUUGUCGUCAGCUUCAUCCUCCUGAUGAUUCUCAUUGGGAGCUGUUUAUGGUUCAGACACAAUCAGAAGCGAAAGCUCCAGGAGAAGCUUAUUGCUAGUGUUAAUCCGGACUACAUCGAGUCAAGGUACGUGAGAGAUAGCUGGGAGGUACCUCGGGAGAAUUUAGAACUUCUCGAGGAGCUGGGACUCGGAAACUUUGGAAUGGUGUACCAGGGAAUCUUGAACGGUGUAACGCCAGUUGCUGUCAAGACUAUUCCGGAGAAUUGCAGUGAGAAGGAUAAGAACGAAUUCCUCAAUGAGGCUUCUGUCAUGAAGAAUUUCUCGACUUAUCAUAUCAUCAAAUUGCUUGGAGUUGUUUCUGAUGGUGUUCCUCCUUACGUCAUCAUGGAGCUGAUGGAGAAUGGUGAUUUGAAGACAUAUUUGAGGAGAAUUAGGGAUACUCCACUGGUGCCUGAUACUUCCAGGAUCAUCAGGAUGGCCUGUGAAAUUGCUGAUGGUAUGGCGUAUUUGGAGUCGAAGAAAUUUAUUCAUCGGGAUUUAGCAGCGAGAAAUUGCAUGGUAUCGGCGGAUAUUGUAUGCAAAAUUGGGGACUUUGGAAUGGCCAGAGACAUUUAUGAGACUGAUUAUUAUAAGAUUGGGCAAAAGGGACUGUUGCCCAUUCGUUGGAUGGCACCUGAGAAUCUCUCCGAUGGGGUAUUCACAUCUGACUCGGAUGUUUGGUCUUUUGGAGUAGUUCUUUGGGAGAUUUUGACUUUGGGUGAGCUGCCUUAUCAAGGUUUCUCAAAUGAUGAGGUACUGUAUCAUGUACUGAGAAAGGGCACUGUUAAUAUACCGAGGAAUGCUCCGGAGGUUAUUCUGUAUCUCAUGGAGAAAUGCUUCAAGUGGAGACCUAGUGAAAGGCCUACUUUUAUGGAGAUUAUCGCUGAACUUGAGACUUUUAUUAGCCAGGACUUCUGCGAAAACAGUUUCUAUCAUUCAGAUGAGGGUAUUGAGCUGAAAAAUUCUGGACUGAAGAAGGUCUAUCAUCAUGCUGCACAGAUCAGGUUUCAUUGGGGAAAUGAAACUGCAAGGUGGGUCAAGGACUUUGAGGAUAAUGUUACGUUGUUGGAUCAGACUAAGGCGGGGACGAGUAGGGGGAGAAUUUUCAAAAAUGGAUUUCAACAUUUUGGAAAUAUGCCCUUAAUGGAGGAUGUUCCCUUGGAUCGGUGAUGAGAGGGGUUUUUGUGGGGCAGUGGGGAGGAGUCAAGAGUGAGGAGUAAGUCCAUGAGGAUUCUAACUGUAUUUUCACAAUUUUUUCGAUCUUAUAUGGCUCUUAAAAUUGCAACUUCAUUUGAUGAAAUGAGAUUACAAUGCCAAACCUACAAUAAAUUCGAAAGUCAGGUCUUUAUCGUAUGCAGCCCAUGAUUUUAUCGAGGAAAUAUCGUAUCGGUGUUAAAUUGUAUACUUGCGGACUUAAUCUCCAGGACUUGAGCAUCAAUAACACACUGUAUAAAAUAAUUAUUCUCAGGGCAAUUCGCCACUUCGUGGGACUAAAGCACACGGUGCAUAAUAAUACGUGAAAGUACUCACUGAAAUCGUCAAAGGGCGUUUGAAAAAAAAAAUAAUAUCGAAGUAAUCUCUUUGAAUUAAUAUUUGAAUGGGGAUCCGGAAUAAAACCCCAAACCCAGGUUGAAAUAGUUAUUUCUAUGCUUUAACAUAACUCGAAGGAAAUAUGCAAAGUUUAAGUAUACGAGAGUGCGUGGGUCUAGUUGCUAAAGCUGAACCAUCCAACGAUUAGUUUAAGUAGAAUUAUUAGAUUUUUUUUCGUCUUAAUUAUUAUUUUUACGUUUUCUGGUUUCAGAAAAUGAAUUUAUUUUUCGCGAAAGUUUGAACUGUAAACUUGUCAUUCCUCAAACAGGGCCAAUUUCUAUUUAUUUAGUUUUUUCGAGGUAGUUUUUUUUUGCGGGUCGAGGUGAAUUUACUUUUCACACCAAAGUUCCUUAUUUUGUUUCCCGCUUGUAAAUAAAUAUGGAAGUGACAGCGUGGAAUUCAAUUAUUGAAAUUUUUCUCUCUGUGGUGAUUACGUUCUCAUUUCAACACUAAACUAAAUGAAUAGUAUUAACAGAACUUUGUUGAGGAUAAUUCAGGAAAUAGCAUCACAAAAUAUUUUUAUUUUUAAAACAGUAUACGACAAAAAUGACUGACAUUUGUUCUUAGAAAGCUCAUCCUCUAGACAAUUUCACGUUCGAAAUCUGAAUAAUUGAAUUUUCACGUUUCCUCACUUUAUGCAGAUAAUAACACACAGCAGAGAGACCCAGAAAGUGGUGAUUCAAAUGCCGCACAAUUUAAUUGGCCUCUUAGGUAGUCUCGACAAUGCAAUACAUAGGAUACCGUCAUUUGUGUUCUCACAAUUGUUUUUUUCUUCGUCAUUAUUGCUACUGAAGAAUGUUAAUAUUGAGAUGAAUACAAUCAUUCAUUAUUCGUGUUUUUUUCUUGAUUAUUUAACUCUGAAAGCUGAUGAGCUUACGUCUGUAAAUAGUUCUGUAGUAGUGAUGUGUCGAUGACUGAAUAAUUCACAAUUUUUCUGGUUAAUUCGAUCAAUCGUUGAUGAAAAUGAUAAUGUUCUGUCUAAACAAAAUUAACUUUAAGAGAUUUUAUAUUUAUAUCUUGAAGAGGAAUAUUGAAUGAUCAAAUUGACAAAUUUUUCGUCACUCGACUGCUGUUGUAAUAUGUGCAAAAACUGUUUAUUAGUAUUUACUGUUUUCUUCUAGGUAAUUUUUUUCGUAUUUUACACGAGAGACAAAUAGGGGAUAAUUAUCAUCACAUCUCAUCGUCAGAGUAUCACAUGUUAUUGAUAUAUCGUUUAGUGGGUGGCGUAUGAGCGUCUUAUUAUUUCAUCAGUGAUGAAUUGACGUAAAGGAGUUGAGUAAACGCAUUACUUUCAGCAUAAAAAAUUGGAAUUCACAAGAAAGACAUAUAAAGACUCGGAAAAUAUUGUCGUCUCGGUUUUCCGUCAUUUCAUCACAAAAAAAUAUAAGACGCAAAUAUACGGGUUCCCAAAAAUACCUUGUAGCCAAAUUGACUAAAUCCCAGAAAAACCAGCGUAAUGUUAACGAAAUGAUUUGCAAAGAUUGUAAAAUACUACUGAAUAUAGAAAAUUCGCGAGAAAAAAAAUCAGAAUUUAUAGACGUAUAUCACAAUUAUGAUGUAAAAACGAUAUAAUAUAUUUUAAUCAUAGUCAGUUUACCUUAAGUUUGAUAAGAACCACAACGGCCACUCGGUGCCUUAAGGCAGGAAUUGUCAUUGUAUUUUAUUAAUUUAAAAAAUAACUCGGAAUAGAUGGAAACGAUGAACCUUCUGUUGUCGGUCCAAUUUGAAAAUUAAUAUUACGUUUAGGUCGAAUCGCAUGAAUGGAAAGCAAUUGUCACGAGCGAGUUGACAAUUAAUAAUUGAGUGACAUGAUUGGAUUUUGUAUAUUACUAAAUCACAAGAACUUAUUGUUACUUUCCUCUCGAUUACCUGCCAUCACAUAUCAUUCAAUUUCAGUGAAGAAAAAGAGUCGGUUACGAAUAAUCGAAAUGAUGGGAAAAAAUUGCAAAAUUUUAAUCAACUAAAAGGCUAAUUAACGAGUGAAUGAUAAACGCACAGGUUUCAAAAAUUGUCUCGUGUAAAUACACAUACACACUCUCUCUAUAGAACAAAUAGGUAAAUCUUAAUUAAGUCAAUUCCCAUAGGACAAAGUGAAUCCCACAAAUAGCAGAAACUGUUGACAAGAAUUUUUUAUACAAAAAAAAACAACAGGUGAACUGUUUUUUACUGACUAGAAAAAUCCUGAUUCCCAUGUUUUAUGUUGAAAUAACAAUUAUGUGGAGAAUCCGUGGCUCUUGUACCUCGCGAGAUGUUUCAUUAGUUGUGUUAGUGUACUGUAUAGGUGGUGUGAGAUAAAACUUAUUUAAUUUAUUGUUUAAACAUUUUUUUUGGAAGGAAAUAAUACAAAAAUUGCAGAUGAGUAAUUGAGGGUGGAGAUCAGAGCUGCAGGAAGGGAUUCAAAGGUUUCGAGAUAAAUGUUAAUUAAUUUGCUUGCGGAAAAUUGAUUUUUCUGCCAAUAAUUUUCUUUAACAUUUUUCCAUAAACUUUACAAGAUAUGAAGAUCCCCUUCCGACGUCCCUUCCGCUGUUCAUUGUUCUCCACUGAAACAACAUCAAGAAGCAAUGUUGUACCCUAUAAUUUUGGGUAGAGUUGAGAAGAGUAGGAGAGGAAUAGAACUUUUUUUGUCCAGAAAUACAAUUCUUUUCAUUUAUAGUUCUCAGGAUAUUUUUUAAAUAAUUUAUCCGGACAUUAUUUAGUAAAACAAAAGAUAACAGCAUUUUACGAAUAUCGUUUUCUGUUAAAAAUAUAAAUUUCUGGAAUGUUUUCAAAAAGUUUUUCUAUAAAUAUCGACUCAUAAACACUUGUACCCUGCAAUGUAGAACAAUUGCGUCAAAAAAAGUUUUAUUCCCCAUUAAACAAAAAAUCCUGCCAUACCGUGUCUUCCAAGACAGAGACUACAAACUAAUUAAUUGUAUAAAUAGUUUAAUAUUUAUGUACCUUUAAAUCCAUAAGUUAAAUUAUUAUCCCCAGUUCCCCAAUUUUUUCUUUCCAAGGUUAAUUAUUUCACCCACGAGGAAUAGUUUGUGUGGGUAGUGGAAAAGAUACUGGCAUCUUCGUCUCAAUUCAGUCGCCAAUAAUCUUUCAUCAACUUUUUUUCAAUUAUUAUUUUUAUUACACUUGUCAUGGUCUCAUCCCGAAGAAUUUCCUCCCCUUUCCACUCCCAACACACCGUAUACAUUACACUAAUUUAGUAUUGCCGCUGAGUAUUAUAACUAGUCACAUAAGCCAAAAGUUUGUUACUGUCACAGAAGAUUUUUUUUUUGUUUUUUUUUCCAGUUUUGUAAUAAAGGGAGAUAUGUGAAA
Diachasmimorpha longicaudata is the source of this 9502-nucleotide messenger RNA. Its product is annotated as insulin-like receptor. Gene Ontology annotation, cellular component: plasma membrane; signaling receptor complex. The record is from RefSeq and is a predicted model, not a curated record. The transcript has 8 exons. The coding region runs from base 1562 to 5779 and encodes 1405 amino acids. Lineage: Eukaryota; Metazoa; Arthropoda; Insecta; Hymenoptera; Braconidae. Gene Ontology annotation, biological process: positive regulation of kinase activity; protein phosphorylation; multicellular organism development. Gene Ontology annotation, molecular function: protein binding; transmembrane receptor protein tyrosine kinase activity; ATP binding.